This is a messenger RNA of Scutellospora calospora, 204 nucleotides long. NCBI's taxonomy places the organism in Eukaryota, Fungi, Glomeromycota, Glomeromycetes, Diversisporales, Gigasporaceae. The record is from the annotation of a GenBank genome assembly.
AUGCAAAUUCAAAAUACUAAUAAUAAUAUUUUAUUAGAUAGUAUAAGUCUUUUAAAUUUACCUGAAUUAACAACUAUAAUUCAAUCUAAUCAUAGUGAAUAUAGUUCAUAUAUUAAUAACUAUGCUAGUAGACAAUUUAUUACAGCAAUUGUACAUAUUAUUGAAGAAGCUAUACUUGAUAAAUUACAAACAUUUGUAGCAUGA